This is a messenger RNA of Frieseomelitta varia, 2712 nucleotides long. RefSeq names its product gonadotropin-releasing hormone receptor (gene Crzr). Gene Ontology annotation, molecular function: corazonin receptor activity. The coding region runs from base 1156 to 2349 and encodes 397 amino acids. Gene Ontology annotation, biological process: neuropeptide signaling pathway. The transcript has 7 exons. Gene Ontology annotation, cellular component: membrane. The record is from RefSeq and is a predicted model, not a curated record. Lineage: Eukaryota; Metazoa; Arthropoda; Insecta; Hymenoptera; Apidae.
CUCCGUGUUUAGUCGAUAGUAAACCAGUGACUGCUCGGAAUCAAAAGAUCGUGAAAUACCGACGAUCUGUAAAUUUCCAAUCAAACUUGGCGUGUCUAGUCUCGUGCCAUAAUCGUAACAAGAAAGAAGUUACGAUUUGUUUUAAGAUAUUUCGUAAUAUUUAUUGAGAUAUAUAUUUUGUAAUGUAUAUAAAUGUAAUGCGUGAUAGUCUUUAUUCAUUGUUCGAGAUUCACUGGUUGAAGUGUUAAUUAAGAAUCACGUUGCCAUACAAUUCGUGGAUUUUCAAUCGCCAAUAUUAAUAAUAACAAUCGUGAAGAAGAUUGAACGUCGAAUUUCAAAGGAGUGUUUCAAUUACGAUGAUUACAUUAUUAGUCGUUGAUUACGUUAUUAGUGUGUCGUUGAUAUAACGCUGCCCCUUCUCUUCCUUAGUUCGAGUGGAUUUAUGCGACCGAAUGAAAAACCGCGUGGAGGAAAAAGCAAGAUGCAAAUCGGACUGAUUCUCAAACGUAUGCAAGUGUUAUACCCGUGUACACGUUGUACGUAAUAAAAUCGAACUAUCUGCGCAAUUAAGUUUAUUCGCUCCUCGAUCGCAGAUAAAUUAUGUUCCUUUGAAGAAUAACAAAUGAAAAAAAGGGGAGGGAGGGAGAGAAAACAAGAUCAAAGAUUUCUUAUCGCGCUUGUCGAAGAUUAUUGAAAUUUACAUACGAUGAAACUAAGUGUCGUAGUAAAUUAAGUGUCGUAAACUAAGUGAGAAAAUAAUCAAGUGGUCGCUAAAACAGACGUGCUCUCCAUUCAUUCCAACAAAAUUAAACACCAGCAAUCGCCACAAACACCAUAAAUCGCGUCAAAAAAAUGAAAUGAAAAAAUUUCUUGAUGAAGUACAACAAAAAUAAAAGCUCGCGUCACCAAAGUGACAUUUUACAAAAAUUGUGACUAAACACUUCGAACUAAAUUUUAAAUUAAGAAGAAAAAGAAAGAAUAAUGUACAACGAGUUGAGGUGUUGAAAAAUCAAUUUUCUACGACACAAUGUGAACGGAGAAACGAACAUUCUAUUGGGUUUGAGUACAUUUCGAUGUUCGCAGCAAACGAUACUCUAUCUACAAACACCAUCGUCCACAGAUGAUCGGUCAGAGCAGGGCAGACCGACAAAGGAAAUGACGGGACACCCAGUCUGCGACAACAUGACUGACUACGUCGGCCACACUCGUCGCCUGGACCUCGCUCAGCUACUUUCCUCCGGCAUCUUGAACAACACAUGCUUGGAGCACGCACCGCAGCUAACGAGAGUCACCGUGUCGAAGGUGAUCGUACUGGCAGUGAUCGCGAUCCUCAGUUUCGUGGCCAACGUGGCGACCAUCUACUCGAUCGUGAUCAACCGGCAAAGGCAGCAGACCUGGUCGGUGAUUUACACGCUGAUCUUUCAUCUGGCGGUCGCCGAUUUGUUCGUCACGGUGUUCUGCAUUGGUGGUGAAGCGUUGUGGAGUUACACCGUGGCGUGGAUCUUCGGCAACCUCGCCUGUAAAUUGUUCAAGUUUGUACAAGUGUUCAGUUUGUACCUGAGUACGUUCAUGCUGGUGUUGAUUGGGGUAGAUAGAUACUUCGCUGUACGGUACCCUAUGAAAGAGUUGAUCACUCCCGAGAGAUGCUGGAAGUUCGUGGUUUUCGCGUGGAUACUGUCCCUCGUACUGGCGACGCCUCAGAUUAUUAUAUUCCGCGUAGCUCAAGGACCAUUCAUUGAAGAAUUUAAGCAAUGCGUGACCUACGGAUUCUACACAGAAUCCUGGCAGGAACAACUUUACUUGAGUCUCACUUUGUUCUUCAUGUUCAUUCUUCCUCUCGCUAUACUCGUCGCCACCUACGUUUCCACCGUAAUUACUAUCUCUCGGAGCGAAAGGAUAUUUAAAUUGAAGCUAACUAAUAAUAAUAUACGUCAUGUGAACGGGAACAUUAACCGGAGGAAAUUAAUGCAUCGAGCAAAGGCCAAAUCGUUAAAAAUCAGUAUCAUCAUUGUAGCUGCCUUUAUCCUCUGGUGGACUCCGUAUUAUACAAUGAUGAUCAUUUUCAUGUUUCUUAAUCCUAGCGAACAACCGAGUAAGGAAUUCAAGGAGAUAAUCUUUUUCUUUGGCAUGAGCAACAGUUUGGUAAAUCCUUUAAUAUAUGGCGCGUUUCAUCUGUGGCCGCGAAGAAAACGUUUCGCUCACAGGUACAUUAAUAGAGUUGAACCUCGAGAAUUAUCCACGACGCAACGCAGACUCACGCCAACGAACUGCGGAAGUAACGGCAAACGAGAAUCACGAGAAACGCAAACGCCAUUUAUACAAAAGAAUAAUUCAAAUACUAAUAUUUGAUUGAUAUUAACGAAAAAGUCGAGUACAAAUCAAAUCGUAUUUUGUCAAAGAGUUUGAAGUUUUAACUUUGAAAGUUGACCAUCGACGAUAACUAAAAUAACUCGAAGUCCUGUUCUCAUAUCUAGUCUUUACUUUUAAGAAUAAUUAAUUAUUAAGAUUACGAUACGUCCCAUCCAUCGAAUGGGAAGUGUCGAGUAUUUGAAUGUUAAUUAAGAUAUUCGAAAAUAGUAUAGUAUAAAGAGUAAUGUAAUGUGUAUCAUGUGAAUACUUAUAUAAUAGCAUUAUACAUGUGUUUGAAAGAAUUCAUAUUGUAAAUUUCUCCGUUUUAUAUGUAAGAUAUAUAAUAUACUUAUUGUUAGUUUU